Molecule: messenger RNA, 3225 nt
Organism: Antechinus flavipes (yellow-footed antechinus)
Lineage: Eukaryota; Metazoa; Chordata; Mammalia; Dasyuromorphia; Dasyuridae
Gene: TIGD4
Product: tigger transposable element derived 4
Exons: 1
Coding region: 151-1686 (511 amino acids)
Cellular component (GO): nucleus
Molecular function (GO): DNA binding
Source: RefSeq, a predicted model, not a curated record
UAUUAAUCCUUUGGUGUAUCUAUAUGAUUACCUGAAUAUUUUAGUUACUUUCCAGUUUUUGCAGUUGUGGUGGGACAGACUGCAUCAGACUUUUAAAAAAGCAGAUAAAAGGAAGCAAAAGAAGAAAUCUCUUUAGAAACUUUGGAUGAGAUGGCAGAGGCUUCAGUGGAUCCCUUAGCUCUCCCUGUAAUAAGGAAAAAGAAGAGUUUGUCUAUUGAAGAAAAGAUUGACAUCAUAAACGCAGUAGAAAGUGGUAAGAAAAAAGCAGAGAUUGCAGCCAAAUAUGGAAUAAAGAAAAAUUCACUGUCUUCAAUUAUGAAGAAUAAAAACAAGAUUCUAGAAGCCUUUGAAUCAUUAAGAUUUGAUCCCAAAAGAAAAAGACUUAGAACUGCUUUUUACACAGAUCUGGAGGAGGCAUUAAUGAGAUGGUAUCGAAUCUCCCAGUGUUUAAAUGUACCAGUUAAUGGUCCAAUGUUGCGUCUCAAAGCUAAUGAUUUUGCUCAGAAACUAGGACAUAAUGAUUUUAAGUGCAGUAAUGGUUGGCUAGACCGCUUUAAAUCAAGAUAUGGUUUAGUAUUCAGAUCUCAGCCAGUGGAAACUACAAUAGUUUCAAUAGAUGCUGAGACUGCCUGGUCUCAAAAUGUGCUUCUAUAUUAUUUAAAUGAUUAUCACCCCAAGGAUAUAUUUAACCUAAAAGAGACUGGAUUGCUCUAUAGAAUGUUGCCUACAAAUACUUUUGCAUUUAAGGGGGAAGCAUGUUCAGUUGGAAAACUGUGCAAAGAAAGGAUAACUCUGGUGGUCGGGGCAAAUAUGGAUGGUUCAGAAAAGCUUCCUUUGCUUAUUAUUGGGAAACAUAAAAACCCACAUUGUUUUAAAAAUGUAAAGUCACUGCCUGUAGAUUAUGAAGCAAACAGAAUGGCAUGGAUGACCUCAGAAAUCUUUGAACUAUGGAUGCAAAAGCUUGAUGAAAAAUUUCAAGCCCAGAAAAGGCAAGUUGUGAUUUUUCUUGAUUCUUUACCAGCACAUCCAGAAGUAAAGAUUCUAAAGUCCAUUCAACUAGUUUUUUUCCCUUCAUCUUUCUCUUCCAAAUUUGUAGCUAUGAAUCAAGGUGUUAUUAAAACCCUUAAGGUCAAAUAUCGAUUCUGUCUUGUCAAGAAAUUUUUUGAUUCUGUUGAAAGCAGCAAAGAAUUUACUUUCUCUCUGCUAGAUGCAGUUGAUAUGUUGCAUCUGUGUUGGAGGACUGUAACCCCAGAGACUAUUGUGGAGAGCUAUGAAAAAGCAGGAUUCAAAUCACAACAGGGACAAAGUGGAAAGACAAAUGUGGUGACUGAAAAUGGCUUAGAUUUAAGUACUUAUGCUCUAGCUUCAGGAGUAGAAUUUCCUGAAGGUUUAUCUCUGGAAGAAUAUGCUUCCUUGGAUGAAGAUUUGGUGACAUGUCAAACAGCUUCAGAUAGUGAGGUGGCAAGGAGCAAAGAAGGGAAAACGAAUGAAACUGACUGCUAUACUUCUGAUGAAGAGGAAGAAGAUGGGCCUCCAGAAACUGAAUUACCUUUACCAUCAAAAAAGGAGGCAGUGGCAGCUUUAGAAACCCUUAAAAAAUUUCUCAGAAGUCAGGAAAUUAAUAGCACACUUCAUGAUUCUUUAGCAGAUCUUGAAAAUUUUAUUCAGUGUUUAGCAUUUAAGUAAUUAUCCAAAGUAAGUUACCUAAAGAGUAAUAAUAGACUUUUUUUCUGAUUUGAUACUAAAAUUUUAGGAAUAUAAAUGGAAAGUAUAGUAGGCUUGGUAAAAACAAAAUUGGAAAUCAGAUUUUUGUAGGAAUUUGUGAUUUAAAUGGAAAAGCCUUUCGUUUGAGUUGCAAAACUUCCUAGAUAAAAUGAAUUUUUUAAAAUGUCAAUUAUGUGUGAUUGUUAAGUAAAGGAAAAACUUAAAUUUCAAGCAAACAAUUUAAGUUUGGGAUAUUUUCUCUAGAUUUUUUUCUUGGGAAAUAUGGCUACCAUCCUCCCAAGUAAGGGUAACUAUAGAUUGAAUUGAGUCAUUCUGUUUCUUUUCAGAAGUUCAGGUUAAGUUCAUCUUUAAACUCAUCUCUGUUGAGGAAAUCAGUAACUGAGGGGAACAGAAGCCCAUCUUCAAAACUUCUUAUGAACAAAAAAUGUACAUUAUAGAAGUGAUGAAUAUUAUAGAUUAGUAAAUUCUUGUAGUAAUAUAUGUGUUAUAAUAGAAUUUCCAUGAAGUAGGAAACUUUGCCUUAAUUACUGACCUCUUUUGAUUAUCUAAUGAAACUCAGAUAGUUUCUUUGGCUUACUAUGUAACCUGAUUUUUUUUCCUUGGGACUUCUGAUUUAUUUAAUUUUUAAAUAAUUAUGAAAAGCAGCAAUUCAUUUUCUUAUGACAAUAAAAUAUACAAAGUGAGAACAACUUUGUACUAUUAUAUAUAUAUAUAUAUACAUAUAUAUAUACAUACACACAUGCAUACAUAUUAUAUGACAUUACUUAAAGGGUCAUUUGUAAAUAAAGGGUCAAAAUUGAAGGACUGAGACACCACAGUAUUUUUUUUUUGAUAUCUCUAAUUAGUAGCUAAGAUAGAUCUUUCCAAAUUGCUUUUUAAAAAUCUGUAUUAAAUAUAAAUGUAGCAAGUUUAUACAGUAUCUGUAUAUCUGUCAAAUUCUUAUGGAAUUUAUAAGCUUAAAAUAUGAUUUUCAAUAGUGCUAAAUUUAUGAAAUUUACAUGACACAUUUUUACUUAUUAAAGAGAAGUUCUCACAUGCUAUUAAAUAUUUCCUUAAUUUUGCCAGUACUUGCUUUUUUAGCCUAAUCAAUUAAAUUUUUUUAUUUUGAUGAAAAAUGUAUUUAAAAAUAUUUGAAUAUCUUAUUAGCUAUAUUUUUAUCAAGUCACUUUGAUAUGCAAAUCUUAACAUAUUUGUUUAAAUUUUCCUUUGGAAUAGUGAUAUUUAUGCUGAUCACUUUUAUUAUAUUAAAGGAUAUUAUAGCAUUCAUAAAAUAUGGUCUUAAAAGUACAUGAUGAGGUAAUGAAAAUCACUAUGCUUACAGAAUUCUAGUUGAAUUUCAUUUACUCUUACUGUGUAUUGAAAUAUUUUUCACUGUUCAUUUAAAAAAAUUAUCCUUGUCUAUCUGGCCAAUAUACAUAAAGUUAAUUUGCAGAAACCUGUCCAGAAAAAUGGAAGUUUAUGUUUAGAAUUUUUUAUUUUGCUCAUUCAAGUCUGAUUGCA